Orussus abietinus is the source of this 1271-nucleotide messenger RNA. RefSeq names its product N-acetylglucosamine-1-phosphotransferase subunits alpha/beta-like. Gene Ontology annotation, biological process: carbohydrate phosphorylation; N-glycan processing to lysosome. The record is from RefSeq and is a predicted model, not a curated record. Gene Ontology annotation, molecular function: UDP-N-acetylglucosamine-lysosomal-enzyme N-acetylglucosaminephosphotransferase activity. NCBI's taxonomy places the organism in Eukaryota, Metazoa, Arthropoda, Insecta, Hymenoptera, Orussidae. Gene Ontology annotation, cellular component: Golgi apparatus. The transcript is spliced from 4 exons. The annotation marks the transcript as partial.
GAGUUUUAAUUUUAAUGCUGUGUCCAUUAGUGAAUAAUGUAUUCUAAGAUCUGAAGGCUCCAUUAUCGUUAAUUACUCUUCUUCUAGAUACGUCAUUGCAUAAAUAUUUAAUGUAUUUUAAUAGUAAAUGGCUUUGGAACUCGGAGGAUGCCGGCUAGUUGCCGGUGCUAUGGAAACAUGGACACGAAGGGGUGGACCAUGUCUCUUGAAAUUUUGCGAUGAUAAUCACGUUGAAAACAUUCAGUGAUUUAAUGAGUACAUGGAAAAUAGUACAACGGCGGUGCUACGACCUCCUUUCACAUAAAUACUCGCUACUUGUAAUUCUUAUAGCAUUUACUUGCAUAUUCAUCGGCAUAAUACAUUUUGGAGAGGUUUGGAUAGCAUGGAGCAAAGAGAAAUACAAAGCAGUAUUUCAUUCAUUCAAUGACAAUAUACUUGGUAUAUCAUUUCAAAAUAAAUUGUGCCAACAUGUACCCAUUGAUGUGGUGUAUACAUGGGUAAAUGGUUCCGAUCCAGCAUUUCUGAAAAACCUUCAGAGAUAUGUUUCUCUAAACGAUAUAAAUGCAGCUACACCGAGGUUCAGUGAUAAAGAUGAAUUGCGUUAUUCGCUUAGAUCCAUAGAAAUGUACGCCCCUUGGGUGCGACAUGUAUAUAUUGUAACCAAUGGCCAAAUACCAAAUUGGCUGGAUAUGGAUAAUCCACGUAUGACCCUUAUUACUCAUGAUGAUAUUUUUCUUGAUCCAGCCGAUUUACCGACAUUCUCUAGUCCUGCAAUUGAAAGUCAUAUACAUAGGAUUCCUGGUCUGUCCGAUAAAUUUUUAUACUUUAAUGACGAUGUGAUGCUGGGUGCAGAAAUAUGGCCUGAGGAUUUCAUAACACAAGCAGGUGGUCAAAAAAUAUACCAAGCAUGGUGGGUCCCAGAUUGUUCUGAAAUCUGCCCAUGGGCAUGGGUUGGAGAUGGAGCAUGCGAUCCGGCUUGCAAUACAACAUUGUGUGAAUUUGAUGGUGGUGACUGUGACGUUACACCAAUGACAACAGAUAGUGAACCGUUAGAAGAAGAAAGUGAUUAUCCUUACAAAUUUUUACAGGAUACACAAUUAAAAAAUCAAGAUGCUAUGAGAAUUUUGAAUAUUUUAAAAAAUAGGAGCAACGUACUGACUGCGAUGACCAGUAUUGGAUCACUAGUUCAGAGAUCAUUGAAGUCACCACCGUCAACUGCCGCAUGGUAUUACCAUCACGUGUACGUGAGCCGCCAAUGGCGACUGGUAGAU